AUGAGUCUCGCACGCCCGGCCCGUUGUCUCUUCUGCUCCCUAUCCCGGGCUCCGCUAUCUUCGAUCUCGCGUCGACAAUUCCACCAGUCACUUUCUCAAUAUACGAAGAAUGAGAAGAAUGAUGUAAAAAAUGAGGAGAAAAAUCCACGUUCCGUUAAGCCCCCUCGGAAACUCAAGCCAAAAAUGUUCAAACCGUACUCGGAGGAAGACAGGAAACGCCUUGCGGAGGAGUACACACCGGAACAGAUUGCCGCAAUUGAAGCGGGUGAAAAGAGCAUCAGCCCCGAAGAUAUAGCUCAACAAUUUCACCAGAGAGAUGACCAGUGGGCACUCAAGUACCUAGAUGACUUCUCCACCGUUGAACCUGUCGUCGACCACCAUAUCCGCCGCCCAAUGACCAAGAGUGUCCCGAUCCCACGCAUGAAAACGGAGCAGGAAUUGAUGACAGAGGUUGCCAACUAUCUCGAACAGAUGUCUGAGGAGGAUGCCGAAAACAAUCCCGAAAAAAUCUUUGAGUUCAUGGAUGAGAUGAACCUUGUGAAGGAUCCCGUCGACGAAGCCUCCUCGUUGGUUCCCGAUAUUACCCAGCCGUACGAAACAAUAGAUAACAUAGGCGGAGGUCCAAAUCUCCAACUUAGGAAAGAAGAUCUAAAACGACAAGCACAGGAUCCAAAUAUUUUAGAGGCUGAAGAUCCUGAAAUCCAACUGGAUUACGAGAAAGUUUCCCGUGCGACUGGUUGGCCCGUACGCACACUCAAGGGCUUACAGGUUAAAGCUUUGGUAAAGAGAAUGGUUUCCAACCAAACCCGUCUAGGUAAAAUCCGCCAGACUUCGAUUCUUUCAGUUGCAGGAAACGGCAAGGGCCUGUUGGGUAUCGGGGAAGGCAAAUCUCGCGACUUUGGAGAAGCGUUGAUGCAGGCGCAUGCUCGAGCUAUUCGAAAUAUGCGACCCGUUCUGAGAUAUGAGGAUAGAACCAUCUACGGAGAUGUACGGGGGAAAGUAGGCGCUACAGAAUUACAAUUGAUGCAUCGGCCACCAGGUUUCGGUCUCCGUUGCCAACAAAGUAUCUGGGAGAUGUGCCGUGCAGCGGGAAUUCGCGAUUUGGCCGCCAGGGUCACGCGAUCCCGCAACAAGAUGAACACAGUCAAAGCCACGUACGAGGCGUUGAUGAGCCAAAAGGAUCCUGAAGAUAUAGCCCGCGCCCGAGGCAGAAAGCUGGUCGACGUGAGAAAGGUAUAUUAUGCUGGAGCUCAGUAA
This is a messenger RNA of Histoplasma mississippiense, 1257 nucleotides long. Its product is annotated as mitochondrial 37S ribosomal protein MRPS5. Gene Ontology annotation, biological process: translation. Gene Ontology annotation, cellular component: ribosome. Bases 1 to 1257 code for a protein of 418 amino acids. The record is from RefSeq and is a predicted model, not a curated record. NCBI's taxonomy places the organism in Eukaryota, Fungi, Ascomycota, Eurotiomycetes, Onygenales, Ajellomycetaceae. The transcript is spliced from 2 exons. Gene Ontology annotation, molecular function: RNA binding; structural constituent of ribosome.